Molecule: messenger RNA, 753 nt
Organism: Oldenlandia corymbosa var. corymbosa
Lineage: Eukaryota; Viridiplantae; Streptophyta; Magnoliopsida; Gentianales; Rubiaceae
Source: the annotation of a GenBank genome assembly
AUGAGAAUGUUGAAGUGGAAGCUCGGAUUCCGAUUUAAAGAAGAUCCGCCAGUAGUGCCAAUCUGGGUUGCUCUUUAUGAUCUCCCCAUUGAGUUCAUGCACCCGGAAGUCAUUUAUUCGAUGGCUACAGCUCUUGGUCAGCCAUUAAAAGUGGAUGCCCCAACAAUAAAUAUGACUAGAAGUGGGUCUUACCAAGGAUUUAUCAAAAAUGAGCCCGAUAAAAAUGUAGUUCCUGCCUUGAAGAAGAAAGGAUUUAAAAUAAAGUCGGCAAAGCCAAAGUGGCCACUCAAAGGAGGAAAAGCCAAGAAUGAUGCCUUAGAAGUGCAAAUCCUCAAUUCAAAUCCAUUGGUGGUCAAAGGAGUUGAGAUGCAAAUAGAUGAUGCACGAAUAGUUGAUGCGCACCCUAUGGAAGAAACCCUAGAUGCGCGACUUGUUAUUGCGCACCCUGCAGAAGAAACCCUAGCUGCGCAAUCCUUACUCGUGCACUCUGCGGAACAAGGCCUUGAGUCGCUCUGGCUGGAAUCUACUUCUGGAUUAUCAGCGUUGGAAAAGGAAGUGAUUCCGGUGGAUUUACAGGAAUCUCCAAUUAGAGAAGAUGCUGAACAUGCUCCUUCGCUGUUAAUAACGCAGUCUCUAGUGCAAUCUGAAAAUCGAUUUCCAGUUCUCCAAGAUAAGGAAGACGGUGACAUAGAUGACGAUGUGGAAAUUGUUUUUCCUGAAGACAAUAAUCAAGAGCAGCAGAACCAAGGCUGA